Messenger RNA from Closterium sp. Naga37s-1, 1800 nucleotides. NCBI's taxonomy places the organism in Eukaryota, Viridiplantae, Streptophyta, Zygnematophyceae, Desmidiales, Closteriaceae. The record is from the annotation of a GenBank genome assembly.
CUGCACAUGGGAGUGGACGAGAGCUACGACCUAUCUAUCCCGCAUGCCUCGCCAGCACCACAUCAUGAUGUUGAUGCUGCUCAUGGCUCUGAUGAUGGCAACCCAGCUGCACGCCAUGGGCAUGCCACCACGCAUGCCACCAUUCGGGCCAACACCACGACCGGAGCACUGCGAGCACUAGAGACCCUCGCCCAGCUCUGUGUCUUUGACUUCCUCGCUCGCCUCGUCACCAUCAGGGGCUCGCCCCUCCUCAUCCGCGAUGGCCCCCGCUUUCACCACCGCGGAUUGCUCAUAGACACGGCGCGACACUUCCUGCCAGUGCCAGUGAUGGAGAGGGUUAUCGACUCCAUGGCCUAUGCCAAGCUGAACGUGCUGCACUGGCACAUGGUGGACACACAGUCCUUCCCCAUCAAGACGCCCUCCUUCCCUCGCCUCUGGCUCGGAGCCUUCUCUCCCUCUGAGCGCUACACCACUGAUGACAUGCGCCACAUCGUGCAUUACGCAGAGGACAGAGGAGUAAUGGUAGUGCCUGAAAUCGACUCCCCAGCACACGCAGCCUCAUGGGGAGUGGGCUAUCCAUCGCUCCUGCCAGCUGCCAACUGCCCCGAGCCUCUCGAUGUCUCCAAACCCUUCACCUUCCAACUUAUCAAAGGGGUGCUGCAAGACCUCCGAGCCGUCUUCAAGAGCUCUCACAUUCACCUGGGGGGCGACGAAGUCAGCUUUGACUGCUGGAAUUCAUCUCCCGCCAUAAGUGCAUGGCUGCAGCAGCGCAACCUGACAGCAGAGGGCGGCUAUGGGUACUUUGUGAGGCGAGUGCAGGCAUUGGCCGUGGAGGCUGGAUGGCAGACCGCUGUCAUUUGGGAGGAGCCAUUCAAGGUGUUUGGCGCAGACCUGGAUCCAGCCACCACCAUCGUUCAGAACUGGUUUGACACCGCUCUGCCGCCCGCAAUUGUGCAGUCUGGAUUCCGUAUGAUCUUCAGCAAUCUCAACCGCGGCUGGUACCUUGACUUUGUUGACCGCACGUGGAGUGAGGUGUAUUCUCAGGAGCCGACAGCAGGGAUACCAGAGGAGCUACAGCACCUGGUGGUGGGCGGCGAGACGUGCAUGUGGGGGGAGAGGGUCGACCCGUCUGACCUGCUCAACACUGUGUGGCCGCGUGCUGCCGCUGCUGCAGGUGAGAGUGGGAUGAGGUUGCUGCUGUUGAGAGCGCAUCAGCCCCUGAGCAUGCAUGGACUCGCAUCUCUCGCAACGCUGACACGCCUGCACAUGUUCAGCUGCCUGCUCAUAUCCCUCAUUCCCUCUCUGUGUUUCCCUCCCCCUCCCCUCACAGAGCGCCUAUGGCCCCCCCGAGCAUAUGUGGACUUGCAUCUCCCUCAGGCCCACACACGCAUUCACAUGUUCCGCUGCCUUCUCACAUCCUCCCUUUCUACCCAUCCGCCUCCCUCCCUAUCUGUCUCCCUCUCUCCCGCGUCCCACUCAGAGCGCCUGUGGUCCAACCAGGCGUAUGUGGAGUCGCAUCUCUCAAACGCACUCGACCCCACUUGCGCCUGCACAUGUUCCGCUGCCUGCUCGCGUCGCUCCAUUCCUCCCAUCUCUCUCUGCCUCUAUCUCCCUCCCCCUCCCGGCACAGAGCGGCUCUGGUCCCCCCAGGCAUAUGUGGACUCACAUCUCUCUCAGGCGCACACGCGCCUGCACAUCUUCCGCUGCCUGCUCACAUCCCGCGGCAUAGAGGCUGCUCCAGUCGACAAUGCCCACGCGCGCUCCCAGCCCCCCUUCCCAGGCAGCUGCUAUCGCCAAUAA